Molecule: messenger RNA, 3909 nt
Organism: Coffea arabica (coffee)
Lineage: Eukaryota; Viridiplantae; Streptophyta; Magnoliopsida; Gentianales; Rubiaceae
Source: RefSeq, a predicted model, not a curated record
AUGUCUAGUGGCAACGAAGGAGUAUCUCGUCCCAUGGACUUUGAACAAAUGAUGGAGCAAAUGGAGAGACGUUUCCAAGGCAUGCUAGUACCCAUUCAAGAUGAGUUGCUGCAACUCCGAGCGUCUGGAACACCAAAAACCACUAAGUCCAUGCGAAGGCGAAGGGAAGUGGAGGAGUCGUCCGAUGGUUCCAAUAACAAUGAUGAUGAUGACGAGGAACCUCCCUUUCGGGCAAGACGAAGGAACCCGACUGGACCCGCUGAUGUAUUCAAGGGGAUCAAAAUGAAAAUCCCUGAAUUCAGAGGACGGUCCGAUCCCGAGGCCUUUCUCGAAUGGUUAUCCAAGAUCGAAAUGGUCUUUUCUUGCCAAAACUACUCCGAGGUGCAAAAGGUCCAAUUGGCAACCAUGGAAUUCACUGAGUACGCUGUGGUUUGGUGGGACCAAAUCAAGAAGUCUAGAAGGAGAAAUGGACUCCCUGAGCUCGUUCCAUGGCCCGAACUUCGAGCCAUGAUGCGCACCCGCUUUGUACCUGGACACUAUACUAGGGAUUUGUACCACCGACUACAAACCCUAAUUCAGGGCAACCGGAGUGUGGAUGAGUACCACAAGGAGAUGGAGAUCCUGAUGCUUAGAGCGGAUGUACAGGAGGAUCCUGAAGCCACCAUGGCGAGAUUCUUGAGCGGGUUACGACCCGAUAUUGCUGAACGAGUGGAACUUCAACAUUAUAUGGAGUUGCAUGAGCUUGUUGACAAGGCCGUUAAGGUCGAGCAGAGGCUCAAGAGAAGGGGUACUACUCGACCGACUUUCGGUAACACCACCUACUCUACCAACCGCCCAUUCCAACCACGGAAUGACUCCCGGCCUUCACCAAAUGCUCCUACACCAAAACCGAGAUUCGAAGGAGGUAAGGUGGGCAACCCUAGUAUUAGCAAGCCGCCCUCUUCUACUCCAAAAUUUGAGGAGCCUAGGGUACAAACUAGAGCUCGUGACACUCGAUGCUUCAAAUGCCAAGGUAGAGGCCAUAUUGCUAGUCAAUGUCCCAAUCAAAGGACUAUGAUUAUGAUGCAAAAUGGUGAGAUCGUGAGUGAGGACGAAACCGAGUACGAAGGCAUACCACCUCUUGACGGAGGUAGUGAGGGGGAAUCGCCAAAUGAAGAGGAGUUUAGUGCACCCGAGGGUCAUUUUGGGACUGCUUUGGUUGCAAGGAGAGCAUUAACUGCACGUGUUAAGGAGGACGAGCUUCAACGGGAGAACAUUUUCUACACCAGGUGCUUUGUCAACCAAGCACUUUGUAGUAUGAUUAUUGAUAGUGGGAGCUGCACAAAUGUUGCUAGUUCACUCAUGGUGGACAACUUGAAGUUGCCUACAAGGGAUCACCCGCGACCCUACAAGCUCCAAUGGCUCAACAACUCUGGGGAGGUUCGAGUAACCAAGCAGGUUCUUAUAUCCUUCCAAAUCCAUAAAUAUUCUGAUGAAGUAUUAUGUGAUGUAGUUCCUAUGCAGGCUAGUCACAUUAUACUAGGUAGGCCUUGGCAGUUUGACAGACAGGUGACUUUUGAUGGUAUGACUAAUAAGUAUAGCUUCUUGUACAACAGUAAGAAAGUCACACUAGCUCCCCUUUCCCCCAAACAAGUGCAUGAGGACCAAUUGAAAUUGCAACAAGAGUUUGAGAAGCAAAAAAAGGAGAGGAAAAAGGCUAUAGAUAGCUCGGCAAGUGAGGUAAAAAUCGAGGGAAAACAAAUGCUCCUGAUAAAAGCCAAGAAAGUGAGGAAGUUAAUGAGAGAUGAGCAGCCACUUCUUAUGCUUGUUAGCAAGGAAGUAGCUCUGAAUAUGCAUGAACUUGAUACUGAUAUACCUCUCGAGGUUAAGUCUCUUUUACAGGAGUACGCUGAUGUCUUCCCCGAGGACGUGCCAAGUGGAUUGCCACCACUUAGGGGCAUUGAGCAUCAAAUUGACUUCAUCCCUGGAGCUUCAUUGCCAAAUCGCCCAGCUUACAAGAGCAACCCGGAGGAGACUAAGGAGUUGCAAAGGCAAGUGGACGAGUUGCUUGGCAAAGGAUGGGCACGUGAGAGUUUAAGCCCGUGUGCUGUUCCAGUCAUUCUGGUGCCCAAGAAAGAUGGUACGUGGAGAAUGUGUACUGAUUGCAGAGCCGUAAAUGCCAUCACGGUAAAGUAUCGCCACCCUAUACCUCGCUUAGAUGACAUGCUUGAUGAGUUACAUGGGGCUGUGUUCUUUACCAAAAUUGAUCUCAAAAGUGGGUACCAUCAAAUUAGGAUUCAGGAGGGGGAUGAAUGGAAAACUGCCUUCAAAACUAAGUAUGGCUUGUAUGAGUGGUUAGUGAUGCCUUUUGGGCUAACUAAUGCACCUAGUACCUUCAUGAGGUUAAUGAAUCAUGUUCUGCGUCCAUUCUUAGGAAAAUUUGUGGUAGUUUACUUUGACGAUAUCCUAAUUUAUAGCAAAUCUUAUGAUGAGCACCUAGAGCAUAUUAGGGCUGUUAUGGAUGUACUUCGAAGAGAGAAGCUCUAUGCCAAUCUCAAGAAGUGCAAUUUUUGCACUAACGAACUUGUGUUCCUAGGGUUUGUUAUAAGUGCGCAGGGAAUGAAGGUGGAUGAUCAAAAGGUAAAAGCUAUUCAAGAGUGGCCAACACCAAGGUCUGUGGGUGAUGUUCGAAGCUUCCAUGGCCUUGCGGGUUUCUAUAGGAGAUUCGUGAGGGACUUUAGCACUAUUGCUGCACCCUUGACCGAGUUGAUCAAGAAGAAUGAGAACUUCCAUUGGGGAGAUUCUCAAGAACAAGCCUUUCGCGCUUUAAAGCACAAACUCACACAUGCACCUGUACUUGCUUUACCUGACUUUUCUAAGACAUUUGAAAUUGACUGUGAUGCUUCAGGUAUUGGAGUUGGAGCUGUGUUGAACCAAGGAGGAAGACCUAUUGCCUACUUUAGUGAGAAACUCAAUGGGGCUGCGCUGAACUACUCAACUUAUGAUAAAGAGUUGUACGCCCUCAUUCGAGCACUACAAGUUUGGCAGCACUACUUAAGGCCUAAGGAAUUCGUGAUACACACUGAUCAUGAGUCCCUUAAAUACCUUAAGGCCCAGCACACCCUGAGCAAAAAGCAUGCAAGGUGGAUCGCAUUCGUGGAGUCCUUUCCGUACGUGAUUAAAUACAAGGCUGGUAAGUCUAAUGUGGUUGCGGAUGCACUCUCACGAAGGGCUAUCCAUUCUACUACUGGUUUCUCUCCAUUUGAAUGUGUUUAUGGUUUUAAUCCGCUAACACCACUUGAUCUAGUGCCAUUACCUAGUAAUGAGCGCGCACAUUUGGAUGGUAAGAAACGUGCAGAGUUUGUUAAGCAACUGCAUGAGAAAGUCAGGGCUAACAUUGAGAGGAGAACUGCUCAAUAUGUCAAGCAAGCUAACAAAGGUCGCCAAAAGUUGAUUUUUGAGCCUGGCGAUUGGUGUGGUUGCACAUGCGCAAAGAACGCUUUCCUGUUCAAAGGAGGAACAAAUUACAACCACGGUGAUGGACCUUUUCAAGUGUUGGAGCGCAUCAAUGACAACGCCUACAAACUUGACCUUCCUGGUGAGUAUGGAGUUAGUGCUACAUUUAAUGUCUCUGACUUAGCUCCUUUUGAUGCAGAUGAUGCGUUUGAUUUGAGGGCAAAUCCUUCUCAAGAGGAGGGGAAUGAUAGCAUCAUGGUACGUGGGCAGGCCAACAAUGGCUCGAGUAAUCGAGGAGUUGAGGAUCACGUGCACGCCCCAAGUGGACCCAUUACUAGGGCUCGCGCAAAGAAACUUCGUGAGCAACUCAAUGUACUUAUUCAGGCCAUACACAAGUCCUUUGAAGGAUUCAUACAUUCAAGUGAAGGUGGUCGCGGUCCGAUAAUGAGCAUUGAAGCUACACCUGAGGAUUAG